This is a messenger RNA of Tarenaya hassleriana, 2520 nucleotides long. Its product is annotated as probable GPI-anchored adhesin-like protein PGA55. The record is from RefSeq and is a predicted model, not a curated record. Lineage: Eukaryota; Viridiplantae; Streptophyta; Magnoliopsida; Brassicales; Cleomaceae. The transcript has a single exon. Bases 307 to 2328 code for a protein of 673 amino acids.
GAGCCGGAACUGAUGAUCGCAACCGCGGUGGAUCACGAUCUCUCUCUCUCCGGUGAAAAAGAGCCGUUGCGGCAUCGGCGAACGUGCCAUUAACUUAUUCUAUUCCAGAUAAUGACUGUUUUGCCCUUACCAUCGCGGAAGGAAAAGAGUGGUCGUUUCGUAAUUAACAGGAGAAGAAGGGGGAUUUUUUACUCGAAGUCAGACUACGAAAGAAAGAGAGAAAAAACAUCUGCCAAAGUUCAAUUUGAAAUCAGAUCAGGAGAAUCGGAAUUGUGAGAGAUUGGUGGGUAUUGUAGUGUCUGAACAAUGAAUCGAAAAUCAUCGUCAUCUUCUUCCUCAAUCACCCAGAAGAAGACAUUGUCUCAAUCGCAUCCUCAGCCGCAGCUACCGUCAACGAAGAAGGAGCGGAUUCCUCGAAACCCUUUGAAAAACGUCAACACCAGAAGCUCCGGCGCCGCCGGAAGUAGCAGCAAUGGCGGAUUAUACGGGUCGGUUUCCGGUGAAGCACCGAGCGGUUGUGUCAGGUUCUUGCUCUCCAAUUCUUGUACAUCGUCUUCUUCUUCUUCUUCUUCUUCUUCGGGAGCUUCUCUUGGUCGUGGACCUGUGAAAUCUGUCUCUAAAACUCCCAAAUCAGCUCCUGUAGUAGCUCAAACCUUACCGAGAAAUAAAGCUAGGGUUUUGAAAGAUAUCAAGCUGAAAGACAAUGUCUCUGGGCAGCAACCCUUGAAAUGCAAUAGAACCACUACAUUGCCACGUUUGGGGCAGUCUGGGAAGAGACCCGCCUGCAAGAGUACUGUGAAAUCGAACAAAACUUCAGCUUUAGAUGAGUUUUCUUCUGGUUCUAGAGAGCUUAAGCAAAAAGAGAGAGGAUCUAAUGUGAGAAUUCCAGACAAGGGUGCCCAUUUGUCUCCUGUGUCUGAACUAGGAACUGGAUCUGGUCUAGGCUACGGGAAUAGCGGUAAAGUUGUGGCUGAUGGUAGACCAAGCAACGGUAGUAGCUCUAGAGACAGGACACCCCCAGUACAGGAAUCAGCAUCUCCGGAGAUACAGUGUGGAUCUUCCAUGAUCUUGUCAGAGGCAACAAAAACACAAACUUGUUACGCCACUGGGCAUAUACUUUCGGGUAUCAGUGAUAAGAGGAAAUGCAGGCCUAAAGGGAUUCUCAUUGUAGGUGAAAAUGGUUUGAAUGUGAGUAAGCCAAAGCCGCUGAAUAAUUUUGAUGAUGUUGAUGGAACAGAUUGGGACAAUAGAGAUUCUACUGCGUCAAUGAUGCCUUUGCCUGCUGAUGCAUCUAUGCAAUGGCUUUUAUCUCCUUGUGACGAGGAGAAAGACCGGGAGAAGGAUACGUUCAAUGACGGUUUGUAUCAGUUUCGAGAGGUUGUUGGGUGUGAAGGCUUGAAGACCCCUUCGCCACUAUUGGAUCGGAGUAUCUCUUCAGAUAUAUGCAAUAUCAGUAGCGGUAGAAGUCUUGCUCGAGAGCAUAGUGGUAAAGGGAUGAGGAGAAGUACAGGUUCUUUGGUUUCUCCAAUAGAGUCUUCUCAGUUAAGAAAUUUUAUCCACCUUCCAUCUGAUAAGGGUUUAGCUUCAGCAUAUGAUACUACUCUGACUUGUGAGGUAGAUCCUUCUCUGGAUCUAAAAGAACUGAGAAGUCAUCAGUCUGAUAAAGGGGACAAAACGUCGCCCUCCUCCAUUGACACGUUGGGAAGUGAGAAUGUGAUUCAAACACCAGAAUCCAACUCAAGCUCAGACAAGUAUCGCGGUGUCUCAUGGCUCCGAGCUGAAAGACAUGACCUUGGUUCAGAUUUUGAUUCGUUAACAGUUGAUCUUCAGUCGCCAGUGAGUCAGGCUUCGUAUUGGGAUCCAAACAGUUCAAGCUUUCAGUUUGAAUCUCUGGCCAUAUCUUCUGAUUCUCUUGAUCUUUCACAGUUUCCGAGGGUGUUGAGCAACAGAAGGUCAUGUAAUUCUGAUUCAACAUUCGGUAACAUGUCACAGACCCAUGUGAGAAUAUCAUGGAGGGAAGAAAUAAACAGCCAGAUACCCGAAACCGAUGAAGCAGAAUAUGUGAAUGGUUCAAGUGUCAAACAACAUACGAAACCUCAACGGAUUCAGAAUACGGGCUUUGACACGAGAAGUGAUGGAAGAGAUGAACGGCGGUCUGGACAGAUUGCCGGCAAGGAAACUGCUCCUGCAGAAAAAGUCAGACAACUGCUCCAUACCGCCGUUCCAUGUUCAGCAGCAGAGUCAAUAAGCACUGACGGUGGAAGCCUGAUUCAUUCAGAGGAUUCGGAAUGGAUGUCAUGUUACAAGAAUCACUUUCUUGGAUUAUAGUUUAGCAUUCUUAAUCACUUCCCUAACCGAUCACUGAAGGGACCUUUCUUCUCUCCUUUGUUACUUCCACGUUUCCACUGUAGAAGGGGUUUUCUUAAGAAAUUGCCAAUAGUUUCAGUUUGUGGUCUUUCAAUAAAAUGUACUAAUGCAACAUCAAUUACGGUAUGUAUAUGUGUAUACAUGUAUGCAUCG